GCUAGCAGAGAGACCACUGUCGUCACUCUGCCAGCAGCACUGGGCCACCCUCAGGGGACCAGCCUCCAGGCCUCCCUACCACCCAGUUUGGGCUUUAGGGGCACAUCUGUCCUCAGAAGCAGCGCCAUGUCGAGGCCCAGCAGCAGAGCCAUUUACUUGAACAGGAAAGAGUACUCGCAGAGCCUGGCCACAGAGCCCACCUUCCUGCAGCACAGGGUGGAGCACCUGAUGACAUGUAAGCUGGGGACACAGAGAGUCCGGGAGCCCAAGGAUGCGCUGCAGAAGCUGCAAGAGAUGGAUGCCCAGGGCCGAGUGUGGAGCCAGGACUUGUUCCUGCAGGUCAAAGAUGGCUGGUUCCAGCUCUUGGACAUUGAGACCAAGGUGGAGCUGGACUCUUACCGCCUAGAUGGCAUUCAGGCCAUAGACGUGGCUCUCAACACCUGCUCCUACAAUUCCAUCCUUUCUGUCACCGUGCAGGAGUCAGGCCUGCCCAGCACCAGCACCUUGCUCUUCCAGUGCCAGGAAGUGGGGGCAGAGCAGCUGAAGAAUAGCCUGCAGAAGGUCCUGGAGGAAGAGCUAGAGCAAAGGCCCCGAUUUGGAGUCCCUCACCCAGGCCAGGAUAGGUGGCGAGGGCCUCCUCUGGAAAGGCCAAUCCCUGUGGAACAGAAAUUCACUCUGGAUCGGGGACUUACCCCAGAGCGGGCCUUCCCCCCAGAGGGGGGUUCUCUCCCAGAACAGCCCUACAGGAUGACCCCGGAGCACAACACCACGCCAUCCCCAAGACAACUGUCACGCCAUUCCAGCUCUCGAGAAUUGAGUGCCUUCCCUCUGCCUCCUCCGAAUCGGCCCCCAUCCCCUGAAGACCCAGAGGGGGAUGAGGAGGUGCUGAACCAUAUCCUAGAAGAUAUCGAGCUGUUGGUGAAAAAGAUGAAGGAGGUCGAGGCAAAGACCACCCAAAAGAAGAAGAAGAAACUAGGGAAGAAGAAAAAACAUCAGGAGGGGUUGACACAGGCACAAUUCAUUGACUGCUUCCAGAAGAUCAAGUACAGCUUCAACCUCCUGGGGAAGCUGGCCAGCAGGAUGCAGGAACCAAGUGCCCCCCAAUUGGUACACAUACUCUUCCCAACUCUGUCUGAGGUCCUAAAAGCCUGCCCUGAGCCCAACUUAGCUGCCCAAGUGAUCUCACCCCUCCUCACCUCCAAAGCCAUUGACCUGCUGCAAUCCUGCCUAAAUCCCGCUGAGAGUCAAUUCUGGACAGGAUUGGGUGUGGCCUGGACUACCAGCCGGGCCAACUGGACAGGCAGUGAGCCUCAGCCUUACCGACCCACUUUCUUGGAUGGUUGGCAGCCACCAGAAUCCUUCAACCAGGCACCCUUGGGCUACCAGGGCUCCAGUUCCCUCAGCCCCCAGUUAGGGGGUGCCUCACAUUUUGCUCAAGAGGAGACCCACAGUCAUGGCCCCGAGGACCCCAACAUCAUGCCCUCCAGCUCUAGACCUGUCAAGUCAGCCCUGAAAAUGCAAGUCUUGUAUGAGUUUGAAGCAAGAAAUCCGCAAGAGUUGACCGUGGUACAAGGAGAGGUGCUGGAGGUCCUGGACCAGAGCAAACGGUGGUGGCUGGUGAAGAAUGAGGUGGGGCAGAGUGGCUACAUUCCUAGCAACAUUCUGGAACCGCUACAUCCUAGGGACCCUGGAAGGCAAAGCCAGACACCACCUAGGGCUCCAAUGCUACGACUUAGCUCAAAGCCUGCAGAAGUCACAGCCUGGCUGCAGGCAGAGAACUUCUCUGCUGACACAGUGAAGACCCUUGGGUCCCUGAUGGGGAACCAGCUACUUCACAUGAGGUCUGGGGAGCUGCAGAUGUUGUGUCCCCAGGAGGCUCCACGGAUCCAGGCACGACUAGAAGCCGUCAGAAGGAUGCUGGGGAUGACCCAUUAAUCACUCACCCAGACAACCUCCAAGACCGCAGUGUUUUCACGAGUAAGACAACAGGUUCAAUACCUUUUAAAGUUAGAGAAUUCCUCUUUCAGGUUUCCAACAUGCAGUGAACCCCACACCCACUCACAUAACAAAGAAGAUGAACAAGCCAACAAGUGGAGAAAAACAGUGUCAUUCCUUGCUAUGUGGAAU
Molecule: messenger RNA, 2127 nt
Organism: Erinaceus europaeus (western European hedgehog)
Lineage: Eukaryota; Metazoa; Chordata; Mammalia; Eulipotyphla; Erinaceidae
Gene: EPS8L3
Product: EPS8 like 3
Exons: 19
Coding region: 127-1935 (602 amino acids)
Biological process (GO): positive regulation of ruffle assembly; Rho protein signal transduction; regulation of Rho protein signal transduction
Cellular component (GO): ruffle membrane; vesicle; plasma membrane
Molecular function (GO): actin binding
Source: RefSeq, a predicted model, not a curated record